This is a messenger RNA of Pichia kudriavzevii, 1842 nucleotides long. RefSeq lists its product as uncharacterized. The transcript has a single exon. Bases 1 to 1842 code for a protein of 613 amino acids. Gene Ontology annotation, cellular component: nucleus. Gene Ontology annotation, molecular function: 3'-tyrosyl-DNA phosphodiesterase activity; double-stranded DNA binding; single-stranded DNA binding. Lineage: Eukaryota; Fungi; Ascomycota; Pichiomycetes; Pichiales; Pichiaceae. Gene Ontology annotation, biological process: single strand break repair; double-strand break repair. The record is from RefSeq and is a predicted model, not a curated record.
AUGCCUAAUGGAGUGAUCAAUCUAGAUUCAGACGACGAAUCGCCUCCCAGAAACACAAGUCAAAAGGUAGUUAAUGACCAAAAGUUGGUCAGUGAACGAAUUGAAAUCAUGUCAGAUGAUGCGGAAGCAUCAGCUGUAUCGGAUGCACAUGAUUCCACAUUAUUGAAUCCCAAACCACCACAACAGCGGCAAUUGACUUCUCAGGAGCUGCUUCGUCAGAAAAUGGCGGAGGCUGCAGAAAGACGGAUGAAAAGGAGAGUCGAGGUUGACAUUCAUGAUAGUAUGGAUACCAAACCAUUUAAACGAGUACAACGUACCCAAAUUGUGGAAUCAUACAGAACUAAAUUGCCACCAACGUCAAUAAAUGAACGUACUUCACGGAUAAGACUGAUUUCCAAUCCUUCAUACUGCCGAGAAUUUGGAGUCAAAGCUGAUGGAGAUACAAUUUCAUUUGCUGAUUUGGUUGGAUCUCCAGAUUUGACCAGGUCGUAUCAGUUUAAUUUCCUUAUCGAUUUUGACUAUUUGGCAAAAUUUGUAACAUCCUCAACGUGUGAGUUUGUCUUGGUGAAUAAGUCCGAUGACGAAGAGCACCUACGUAUAAGUGAUUCCAUGUGGGAGAAAUACAAGAUCCAAACCGUAGAUGUAUCUAAUAGUUUACCUAAGUUUGGUACCCAUCACACCAAAAUGAUGGUGAAUUUCUACAAGGACGGGUCUUGCCAAAUUGUGUUACAUACAAUGAACUUGACUGAGGCAGAUCAUUUGAUACAAACACAGAUGGCAUGGGUAUCCCCUGCAUUAUACCCACAUCAGAAUUUGAAAGAUUAUUUCGAUUUUAACCAACCGGGAUUAGAUGUUUGGAAGGACACAGGCACUAUCUUCAAACGUGACUUUAUUGCAUAUUUGAUGAGCUACAAGAAUAGUGACAUAAAUAAGCUGAUCGAUAAGAUUGGGAAAUAUGAUUUCAAAGAUAUAGACGUGAUGUUUGUUGCUUCGUCCCCCGGUCACUAUCUACAUACGGAAUGGAACGAUCUGAUCAAACCGGGGGCAAAACCUAUGUUUGGAUAUGGAAGAUUGUGGCAAGUCAUCCAUAUGUUAGGCUUGCAAAGCUUAGGCGGGAAACUGGUUGGUCAGACUUCCACAAUUGCAGGACCUUGUGAUUCUUGGAAGAGGAAUAUACUUGUACAUUUACUUACCUCUUGUGCUGAAAAGGGGUUCCCCAUGCUCAAGAAGGCCGAUUACGAGUACCGUCCGGGGAAGAACAAAGUCGAGCCUGUGAUUGUAUGGCCGACUUUUGAUGAGGUCCUUAAAUCCAAAGCAAGCGCAUUAUCAGGGGUGUGUCUACAUUUGACCACGCACGGAAAGUGGGCAGCCUACCAAAGACAUUUUGAGAAUACCUUGAAGUAUUUUCAUAAAUGGACAACUUAUUCGGACAAGCCAUCAGAAUCAAAAGCAGGGCGGUCCAAUUUGACACCCCAUGUUAAAACGUAUACACUCACCGAGGAUAAUUUUAAGACGGUUAAAUGGUUCCUUCUAACAUCUGCAAACUUGUCACACCAAGCAUGGGGGAAAUCGAAGAAGUUCGACAAGAUUGAAUAUGACAUUUCCUCUUUCGAGGCAGGUAUUUUCGUUGCACCUGAAUUGCUGAAAGUUUCAGGCAAUACAGAGAAUAAACGUAGAGUUCUAGUUCCAUGUUACGGGAAGGACAACCCUGAUGACGUUCAAUUUUUGGGUGAUGAGAAAUUCAAAAUCGGGAUAAGGCUACCCUACGAUACGCCAUUACAAAAAUAUGGCCCCAACGAUAAACCUUGGGGGCAGCCUGAAUCAGACCAGUUGCUAAUGUGA